Cyprinodon variegatus (sheepshead minnow) is the source of this 3953-nucleotide messenger RNA. It is a transcript of the gene col6a2, whose product is annotated as collagen, type VI, alpha 2. Bases 236 to 3271 code for a protein of 1011 amino acids. The record is from RefSeq and is a predicted model, not a curated record. NCBI's taxonomy places the organism in Eukaryota, Metazoa, Chordata, Actinopteri, Cyprinodontiformes, Cyprinodontidae. The transcript has 32 exons.
GAGUUGAGGCUGGGGCUGGACCGGGACGGCAGGGCGAAAGGACGGCUCUCUGCUGCGGGGAGAGAGCCACAUCCAGAAGCUUUUCUUCCAAAUCUCCCCUUUUUCUCUCCCAGCUUUCGUUCCAGUGGAAAUGAGGGCAUAAUCGGCUGGGGGGCCACUACAUACAACGGUUAGAAGUUCCCAGCCGUUUAGUCCUUGUUUUUUUCUCUAUGUGUUCAGACAGCAGAAGAACAAGAUGAUGAAGUUGGAGGUCAUCGUAUUCUGCCUUCUCUUCGGCGCCCUGACUCAUGCUAAGAAAGCAGAAUGCAAUGAGAAGAGAGAAUGUCCCAUACAGUUGUACUUCACCAUAGACACGUCUGAGACCAUUGCGAUGCAGGAGCCGCCCCCUGGAGCGCUGGUGGAAAGCAUCAAGGAGUUCACGAAGAGGUUUGUUGACCGUUUGAAAGAUGAAGAAAUCCGGGGUGUUGUUAAAAUCAGCUGGCAAGUCGGAGGGCUGCACUACUCCCAGAAUCAGUCGGUUUUCAGCCGUAUCCAAUCCAGGGACGAAUUCAAAAAAGCUCUUAGUACUAUUGUAUACCUUGGAAAAGGCACCUACACUGACUGUGCCCUCAGAAGGAUGAGAGAGGAGAUGCUACAAGCACCUUUAGAACACUCAAACAACCGUUUUGCUGUUGUAAUCACUGAUGGCCACGUGACUGGAAAUCCGUGUGGGGGUAUCAAGAUGUCGGCAGAGGCAGCUCGUGAAAAAGAAAUAAAGAUAUUUUCUGUGGCAGCAUCAACACUAAUUGAAGAGACCGGACUGACUGAGAUCGCCAGUUCCCCGGCAUCGGUCUUCAGGGACGACUUCUUGGCUGUGAAUCUUAGCACAGGCCGCCCUGUCAUACAGACUACGACGAUAGACCGGAUUAUCAAGACGAUGAGACAUAUGGCGUUUGUAGAGUGUUAUAAUGUGUCCUGCCGGGAGACAGAGGGCCCACCUGGUCCAAUAGGAUAUAGAGGGCAGAAAGGAGCUAAAGGAGACAAUGGUGAAGCGGGGAUUAAAGGAGAAAGAGGUCGCCCAGGAGACCCCGGCAUUGAAGGUCCUAUCGGUCAGCCUGGUACUAAGGGUGAACCAGGUGCAAAAGGGGAUAAGGGAGAGAUUGGAAGUCAGGGGAAACAGGGUGUGGCUGGUCUCCCAGGGCGUAAUGGAACUGAUGGACAAAAGGGCAAAAUUGGACGGAUUGGUUCUCCAGGCUGCAAAGGAGACCCAGGCGACAGAGGUCCUGAUGGUCACCCUGGAGAUUCUGGUGAGCCAGGGCCACCAGGAACGGACGGAGAAAAGGGUGACCCUGGGCGCCCAGGAAGAGAUGGUCCCAUUGGCCCAGAUGGCGUGCCUGGACCAAAGGGAGAGCCUGGAAGUCCUGGAUCACCUGGCGAACCUGGAGCUAAAGGAAACCCUGGAGAACCUGGAAAACCAGGAGACAGAGGCGAGGAGGGCAGAAAAGGAGACUAUGGCCCCAAAGGAGACCCUGGAUCAGAUGGUAAAAAGGGUGAAAAGGGUGAGAUGGGUCCAGAGGGACCAAGAGGAAACCCAGGGGAAAAAGGAAACAAAGGUGCAAAGGGAGACUUUGGCUUACCAGGACCUAGAGGACCAGAAGGAUCAAAAGGAGUCCCUGGAAAAGAUGGUUCAGGUGGAGAUCCCGGUGAAGUGGGACCGAGGGGAGAACCUGGACAACGAGGACCAAAGGGAGACCCUGGAAGACCUGGCUUUAGCUAUCCUGGGGCAAGAGGAGAUCCUGGUGAAAAAGGAAACAAGGGCAGUCGUGGACCCCGUGGCAGCAGAGGAGACUGUGGUCAGAAAGGAGAUCCUGGAAAUAAAGGAACUCCCGGGGAGGCAGGUGACCCAGGGCCCACAGGGGAGCCUGGAUCAAGAGGAAGAAAAGGAGACCCUGGUCCUAAAGGAGGUCCAGGCCCAGAGGGAGAUCCCGGGCUCACAGAAUGUGAUGUGAUGAAUUACAUCAGAGAGACCUGUGGAUGCUGUGACUGCGAGAAACGCUGUGGAGCCUUGGAUAUCGUCUUCGUUAUCGAUAGCUCAGAAUCUGUGGGUCUCACCAACUUCACCUUGGAAAAGAACUUUGUCAUCAACACCAUCAAUAGACUGGGAUCUUUUGCCAGCGACCCUCUGUCUGAAACAGGCACACGGGUUGGCGUUGUACAGUACAGCCACGACAACACCUUUGAAUCGAUCAAACUCAACGAUGAAAAGAUCAACUCACUGACGGCUUUCAAGGAAGCUGUGAAAAACCUGAAGUGGAUAGCAGGAGGAACUUGGACCCCAUCUGCUCUAAAGUAUGCCUAUGACACCCUGAUCAGAGACAGCCGGAGAGCCAAAGCCAAUGUCACAGUUGUUGUCAUUACGGACGGACGCUUUGAUCCAAGAGACAAUGAUGAGCUUUUAAAAUCUCUUUGCGACAAACCCAACGUUGAUGUGAAUGCCAUCGGUAUUGGAGACAUGUUUCAGCAGGCUGAGGAUAAUGAGAGUCUGAAAAGCAUUGUCUGCAAUAAGCCUGGCAAAGUGUUGGGAAUGAGACGGUUUGCCGAUCUCAUCGCAGAGGAAUUCUUAGACAAGAUUGAAACCGUGCUCUGCCCUGAUCCUGUCAUCGUAUGUCCUGAUCUUCCCUGUAAAACAGAGCCUGCUGUGGCUAGUUGUGUCCAGAGGCCUGUGGAUUUGAUCUUCAUGCUGGAUGGUUCUGAGAGGAUGGGCCAGGAGAACCACAAGAGAGCCAAAGAGUUCAUUAAGAGAGUGGCACGUCGCCUGACCCUGGCUGACGGCCCGAAUGAUGACAGCAAAGCCCGUCUGGCCCUGGUGCAGUUCGGCAGCGCACAGGAUCACAAAGUAGAGUUCCCACUUACUCAUAAUCUAACAGUGAUCGAGGAUUCAGUGGAUGACGUGAAGUACCUGGAUUCCUCGUCUGCUCUGGGCAGCGGUAUCAUCUAUGCUGUAGACAGUCUGGAGCUCAGACAGAAUCAACGAUUAAUACGACGCAACGCUGAGAUGUCCUUCGUCUUCAUCACCGAUGGCAUCACCUCCCGCGACCAGCUGGACGAGGGCGUGGCAGCCAUGAGUAAAGUGGAAGGCGUUCCCACGAUUAUCGCCUUGGGAACGGACACCAAUGAAGAGGUCCUCCACAAGGUGUCACUGCAGGACUCGUCCGCCAUCUUUAGAGCCAAAGACCUCUCCAUGCUGGAGAAACAUGCUUUCUUUGAGCGCUUCAUCCGCUGGAUUUGCUAGUGAGGAACUGCAGUACUCUGCACAAUAGAGUUAGAAACCAUUGAACGACAGAGGGACCAGCUCCUUCGGUAUACAUGUAAAACCCACUCAGAGGCACCACAUGUAUCUCUGACCAUUAUCAUUCCUGGAUGAAAAGCACUGAAGUGGCUCCAUAUUGUGUUGUUUUAGGGAAGUGAAUUUGUCACAAAUAAAAAAGCCUGUUCAAGACCAACUCUUCAAACACUUCAGACACACAGAACCAAUGUGUCAGUUUAAAUGGCUCGUCAGCACUGCUAGAGUAGGAGCCCCAAAAGAGAAAUUCAUAGAUAUCGAAUGGUAUUCACACCAACUAUGGUUUUACAUUGGUCUUUUUUUUUAUAUAAUGUUCAGCUUGCAGGAACAAAGCUUUAUCUGUCAUUCUCUCUUUGUCACAAACGUACACUCACUCUCGCUCUUUAAAACGUCAGUAUUUACUUUAAUGGUGCUAAAAAUAAUGAGAUGAUCUGAUUUUUUUUUGUACUUCAUAUGUUACUGCUAUUCUUGUAGUUAAUUCUGGACAUAAAAAAAAAAAACCUAAAAUGUUGCCCUGACCAAGAAAGGUUUCAGAUGAACACCAAGCAGCUGAUGUUAAUUACAAACAAGCAGGAAACAAUGACAUUUUUGUAUUACACUAUGUUUAAAUAAAGACUAAAGUGUGACCCCU